Messenger RNA from Aegilops tauschii subsp. strangulata, 1164 nucleotides. RefSeq names its product putative F-box protein At1g32420. The record is from RefSeq and is a predicted model, not a curated record. Lineage: Eukaryota; Viridiplantae; Streptophyta; Magnoliopsida; Poales; Poaceae. Gene Ontology annotation, molecular function: protein binding.
AUGGCCGACGGUGACAACAACAUCGGGGGGUUACUCCCAACCGACGUCCUCAUCGAGGUCUUGCUGCGCCUCCCGACGAGCUCCCGACGGCGGUUCCGUCUAGCCUGUCGGCUCUGGCGCGACAUCAUCGACACACACACCACCGAGAUGCAGAGCCGCCCCAAGAUGCUCGUCGCCACCGUCGAUGCAAUACACCUUGUCGAGGAGGACGACCUACCAUCAUCGCGAUGGACCGGCGCCGACUACGACUACGAUGGCAUGAGCCUUGUCGGCACCUGCAACGGCCUCGUCUGCAUGUACGACAGCCAAGACCCUGACGGGCCCAUCAUCCUUGCAAAUCCGGUCACCGGCGAGAUGCUGGCCAUAACGCCGCCGCCCCCGAUGAGGCACACGAAGGCCACUUCGGACUCACGUCUGACGUUCACCUUCACGUACCACCCCACGACGGGGCGGUAUAAGGUCAUGCACGUCCCGUACAGCUUCGACAGGGUCUGGGUGUUCACGCUCGGGGAGGCGCUCUGGCGAGACGUCGCCACGGGCAGCCCAACGGAGAUAUACGACGUCAGCAAGGGCAUGAUCAGCAUCGAUGGCACGGUAUACUGGGCGGUGAAGGGCGGGGAGGCGAAGGUCGUGUCCUUUGACCUCGACAGCGAGCACGUCGCAUCCGUCAGGCCGUUGCCAAAAGUGCUGUCUAGACACGGUAGCUGGCACCUUGUGGAGGCGCGCGGGAGGCUGGGCGUGGCGUUUAGCCGCGGGUGGUGGACGGCGGACAAAACGGAGGUGUGGGUCAUGGAGCAUGCGAUGGUGGGACGACGGCGUACGUGGAGCCGCUGGUACAAAAUAAUAAUGGAGAAGCCAGUAGAUCAACUCGCGCACCAGCAUCAGCUCACACUACCAAGCUUUACUACUCAUGAUAGUGAGUACAUCCUGACGAUGAGAUGGGAGUGGGACUUGUUACUAGAGCUAGGACGUUAUCAUGGUUAUGUCUUGUACAAACACAAGCCAAGCAAUGACGUAAAGAAGCAGGCACGGCAUGGCGUGGUAGAAAUCGGCGAGAGGGACCGCGGCGCUGAGGUUGCUGUUAUACCAACUCACCACAUCCGCCCCCGGACCUUCGCCUACGUCGAGACCACAGAACCUUUGAGUGUUUAUAGGUGUAGGUGA